GUGAGGGCGAGAAAUUGGCUGUGGCUGACUCGAAGCUGGGAAAUGCAAUCAAGGAGAAAUUGGUAUGCUUCUGCAUUAAGUACUAAUCCAUCAUAUGAGUUGUUCUGUUUGGCUUAAACAUUAUUGUACUUGUUCUUAUAUAUGUAUACCAGCUAGCAUUUCUUUAUCUGAUUGGUGAUUGGAAUUUCAGAAAAUCGACUGUGUGCACAACAAUGGUGUCAUGGAGUUGAUGAGAGGCGUGAGGAGCCAGUUGGCAGAACUUAUAGGUGGUCUAGGGAGCCAAGAUUUAGCACCGAUGAGCCUCGGUUUGUCUCAUAGCUUGUCUAGAUACAAGCUGAAGUUUAGCCCUGACAAGGUCGAUACAAUGGUUGUUCAUGCUAUUGGCGUGCUUGACGAUCUUGACAAGGAGCUUAACAGGCUUGCAAUGAGCCUCAGGGAAAUUUACGGCUGGCAUUUUCCAGAGCUCGCUAAGAUUGUUAAUGACAACGUUGUCUAUGCUAAAGCUGUGAAGUUGAUGGGUUUCCGUGAGAACGCUGCAAAACUUGAUUUCUCCGAGAAAUUACCAGAGGAGGUCGAGGAAGAAGUGAAGGAAGCAGCCAAGAUGUCGAUGGGGAGUGAAAUGGACGAAUAUGACAUGGCAAAUAUAAUGGAGCUCUGCAACAGGACCUUGUCUCUAGCCGAAUACAGGCCUCAACUGUACGACUACCUGAAAAGUAGGAUGAACGCCGUUGCACCUAAUUUGACAGCUCUGGUUGGAGAGCUUGUUGGAGCUCGGCUGAUUGCCCAUGCAGGUAGCUUGAUGAAUCUCGCCAAGCAGGCAGGGAGCACUGUCCAGAUUCUCGGAGCAGAGAAGGCCCUAUUCAGAGCUCUAAAGACGAAGCACGCCACACCUAAAUACGGGCUGAUCUACCAUGCAUCCCUCGUUGGCCAAGCGGCACCUAAGCUGAAAGGGAAGAUUUCGAGGUCGCUUGCUGCUAAAGCUGCUCUUGCCAUUCGAUGCGAUGCUCUUGGAGAUGGCGGCCAAGAUAACUCCGUCGGACUAGAGAACCGUCUUAAGCUGGAAGCGAGGCUGAGGAGUCUCAAGGGCGCGGAAUUGGGACGUUCUGCAGGUUCAGUUAAGGGGAAGCCGAAGAUCGAAGUCUAUGAUAAGGAUAGAAAGAAGGGUGCAGCAGCUGGAAUGAUAAUUCGUGCAAAGACCUAUAAUCCUUCUACUGAUGCUGUUCUCGAACAAACACCGAAAUCAGUUGGAGAGGAGACGGUUGAGUUGAAGAGGAAGAUUGAUGAGGAAGCUCCUGUUACUGAAGAGAAGAAAGCCCUUUCUUUGGACAAGAAGAAGAAAAAGAGCAAAGAUGUGGAAGCUACUGAAGUCACAAAUGGAGAUGCUGAUGGUAAUAAGAAGGAGAAGAGGAAUAAGAAGAAGAAAGAAGCUGAUGCUGUUGAAGAUGGUGUGAAGAAGAAGAAGAGUAAGAGGAAGCGGUCUUCUGAGUUGGAGGAGGAAGCAACAGAGAGUCAUACUAGCAAGAAGAAAAAGAAGGACUAAUUAAAUUCAUUAGGGAGAUUUUUUGUGGUUUGAAAUCGCAUGAUCUGCUUGAAUGGAUUGUUCAUUUUAUUUUGUUUGUGGGUGAUAAAGGACCUAUAUUAUUAGAAUACUAAUCAAGGUUAAGAAGGAUAAAUUAUUUCCAGAAUUGUGCAUAGUAGUUGAAGACAAAAUGUGUUACGCUACCUACCAAUUAUUUUAUUUUAUUUGAUGUGUCAAACUACCUACAAUAGUUUUUUUUUUAUAGAAAUUAAGUUAGAAUUUUUUUCUUAACGAAAAUGAAGAAAUAAUGGAGUCAAUUGUGCCCUAAAUCUCAAUGUGGUUGGAGUUAACUAAUUAAUUAGCAAAAGAGGAGAGAUUUAUCUGGCCAUCUCACUUAAUGUGACGAUAGAAAUUUGGUCGAUGAGGCAAUAUAAAAGUAGUUUCGACUUCUUGGCACAGACAAAAUUGAGGAGAACCAAACUAAUAAGAGAAACCUAUAGGAAAUUAGUAAUAUCAUGACCAUCUAUUUCUAAAAGUUUACUAUCCAAUCAUAAUUGUUCUAAAUCGCACGCAAAUAACUCAAACUAAAAUUU
This is a messenger RNA of Linum trigynum, 2112 nucleotides long. The record is from the annotation of a GenBank genome assembly. Lineage: Eukaryota; Viridiplantae; Streptophyta; Magnoliopsida; Malpighiales; Linaceae.